This is a messenger RNA of Diabrotica virgifera virgifera (western corn rootworm), 858 nucleotides long. RefSeq lists its product as uncharacterized. NCBI's taxonomy places the organism in Eukaryota, Metazoa, Arthropoda, Insecta, Coleoptera, Chrysomelidae. The record is from RefSeq and is a predicted model, not a curated record. Gene Ontology annotation, molecular function: nucleic acid binding. The coding region runs from base 1 to 858 and encodes 285 amino acids. The transcript has a single exon.
AUGUAUGUACCAAAACGCAAUAUUGUAAGAAUUUUUAGUGCUCAAAAUAUUUCUGUGUCAACGAUUUACCAGACAAUUAAAGAGUGCGAAAAUGGUAUACCAUACCUUAAUUUGCCCAAAAGUGGAAGACCAAGAGUUUUAACUCCUGCUCGAGAACAGAGAUUAAUUCAGAGUAUGGAGAACCAAUUAGGAAAAUCUUUGCGAAAUGUUGGCCGAAGAUAUAAUGUUUCACGAAUGACUGUAAGUAGAACAAUUUCUAGAAAUAAUUUAAAACGAUAUAAAAGAAAAAAAGCUCCUAAGUACAUACCAACCCAGUUAGAAAAAAUUCCUAGAUGUUGCCGUGCAUUGAGACGCAUCCAUUUUCCUGGUAAAAUUCUCAUUAUGGAUGAUGAAAAGUAUUUUACUUUAUCCAAUUCCGAAAUGAAGGGCAACGACGGAUUUUAUACACGCAAUGUACAAGAUGCACCGGACGAAGUUAGGUUUAAGGGAAAAGUGAAAUUUGCCGAUAAAAUUUUGGUAUGGUGUGCCAUCUCAGAAGCUGGUGUUUCACAGCCGUUUGUUGGGCGUGUUCGCGGUGAAGCUCUCAAUGCUGACAUUUACAUUGACAGGUGUCUUACAAAGCUUGUUCAAUUUAUAAAUACGCAUCACUCCAAUGAUGAAAUUAUAUUUUGGCCCGACUUAGCGUCAUGCCAUUACGCCAGGAGAACUACAGAUUGGUUAACUGCUCAAAAUAUAAAUUUUGUUCCCAAGCGCGACAACCCUCCAAAUGUGCCUCAGGCGAGGCCUAUAGAAGAGUUUUGGGCUGUUUUGAGUCGAAUGGUGUAUAAUAAUGGCUGGGAAGCCCAAAAUAAAGAUUAG